Molecule: messenger RNA, 3106 nt
Organism: Aspergillus alliaceus
Lineage: Eukaryota; Fungi; Ascomycota; Eurotiomycetes; Eurotiales; Aspergillaceae
Product: putative ubiquitin-protein ligase (Asi3)
Exons: 2
Coding region: 214-3054 (946 amino acids)
Biological process (GO): protein ubiquitination; ubiquitin-dependent protein catabolic process
Molecular function (GO): ubiquitin protein ligase activity
Source: RefSeq, a predicted model, not a curated record
UGUCAAUGUUCUGCUGACAUUGAGGUUCAUGUUCUAGGACAUGAUGCACUCUGGGUAUUCCUCAUUCUGAUACCGUUAUUCACUCCUUUGAUCAGGAGAAAUCUAUCCCGCAAACGGUUGAUCUCGCCGCGUAUGCCUCGCCUCGUGUUUGAAACCUGAACUUGGGAUCUAGUCCAGCAGGCCGGCAGGUGCCGUCCAACUGGAGAGUCAGUCAUGUCUGUCUUACAGGAAACAGUGAAUGUACCUAUAACAUCCGCCGCGCGAACUCUCAAUACAACGAUCCCAGCUGCCGCUACUUCUGUACUAUCCUCGUCCGCCCGUGAACUGCUCGCCGGCCCAUUCCGUCGUCUCUCCGCACUCUCCUCUCAUGUCAACAGGCUAGUCGGGUUACCGAGUAUGACAACAUACCUUGGGGGCUCAGCUGCUGUAGGGGCAGCAGGAGAUGUAGUGGUAGAAGCAACACAUACAGCCGCUGAAGUCGCCAGAGAAGGCAUUAUUGAUGCCGCCGCGCAGGCCGACUCGAGCUACCAUUUCACUGAUAUCUUCCAGGCUGUUAUCAAGUUCAGUGGCUUCUUUUCCUACUUGACCAGUCGGUGGUCUUUAGCUUGCUUUACCGUGGCCCUUGUUUUGAACAGGAUCACCAUAUAUGCGUCGACCCGAAGGCAUCUCCAUCUCGAUUGGAGUCGUCGACUAGCUUUACGGAUUGUACCUAUUCUUUUGUUUCUGUCUCAAAUCCACUCGCUACUCCGCGCAAUCCGCUGUCAGACGUCCCCCGAAUAUUCUCUCAUCCGGUACGGCACUCCCGGGAAACGUUUAUUGUUUGACCAUGCUGGGGGUGGGGGAUUUCUGUAUUCGUUAGGCUCCACGCUUCUACCGUGGGAGACCGAUGAACAGUCUUGCAGCGCGAUCAACAUGGGCCGCCCCACAAGUACUUCGGAUAUCUCGUACGGAUCCUUCGUGCUUCUUUGGCCAGUGUUUCUCCGGCUGUGCUUGAGUCACUUUGUCGAAACGCUUUCAUGCGCGCUGCAAGGAAGGGCGGUGGUCACGGAGGCCGGGAUGUCUAUUUUUGAACACUCUCUUGCGUUUGCCGAAGCGGAAUCUUCAAUCAGUCAGACACUCGGGCUGGGACUGUUUGGUCUACCAAAACAAAGCGCUAGCAAAGACGACCUAGGAGAAGGCGCCCAAUCCACCCUUCACCUACUCACUAGAGGUCAGGUUCUAGAGCGAAUGAAUGUGACCCCAGAGUUACUUCUGAUCGCUUUGGUAUCGUGUUGCAACAGUCUAACUUCCAACGUGCUGGACGUUUUUGGCAAACAGAGCCGAUACCGAUUAUUUAAUACCGCUUUCUGGGGCCUUUGCUUUAUGUCGACUAUGGCGUGGGGCUUACUAAAAGGCUCAUCUAUAGGAAGUGAAAAUGUGGUUCUGAAAUUCCCUACCGUUUGUAUUGUCGGAUUCGUCCCUCACCUGCUGAUCCUAUUGGGCAUUAUCACAUGUGGUGCGAUCUAUAUGCUUGCUCUCCUUGUCACGGCUUUCUCGCUUCCUGUGGAUGUUCCUCGACCAUUGUCGCUUAAAGAGAGAUUUACGCUGGCGCAUGAGAAUAUGCAAGGGGCUACCCAGUUUCACAACAUCCGAUUUAACCGACACGAAGAUUUCUAUACCACAUUAUUGAGAAUUGGAUACACCGCUCUGACCGCGGCCAGUGAGGCGGUAUUCCUCAACGAAGGGAAAGGCGUUGUUGCUCGGAGCAUGACAUGGUUGGAGGAGGAUAGGCUAGCGGAAAUUGAAUCAUCACGACAUAGACGUGCUCCCCAAGACUCUGUCAACCAUACGAGCGAUGUUCCUUUCGGGGCGGGGGAAUCUGUUGACUUUGAUAUACCCGAGGCACCUUCUGAAUGGGAAAGCGGAUACAGCCGAGAGAAGAAAAUCGAGAAGCCUAAGAAUGGGUCCCGAUCCAUUCGGACUCAGACUGACCCUGGUGGUGUUGGAGCCUUUCGAGGCAUGGUCCGAUGCUACCAUGGUUUUGCUUUCUUCCGGGGAAUUUUUUAUCUCCUCCUCAGAUGGGCUGCUUAUGGCUUGGACAAGCUGUUGAGCAAAGUAGGGAUUACCGCCCGGCCGCAGUGGCUGAAGACAAUAGUCAGGCCCCAUAAGAGUCGACCACAGGAACUGAAGAACAAGCAAACGGAAUCGCUCGAUUUCUGGGUUCUAACGGACGCUGGAGAGUUGGUAUUGCCAGCGGACCACAAUUUCGACGUUGAAACAGAGAUGAGAAAACGGGAACGCUCCAAUACCACGCAAUGGGAGCAGUCGGAUGAGCAGCGACUUGACGACAAGCUGUAUGGCUGGUGGAAGGUUGGAGGAUCCUGGGGAAAUCAGGAUCUGAGCUCAGACUAUGCACCGCCGGAGAACGACACCGACGACACGACUAGCGUUGUCUCAAUGUCAACCACUAUGGACUCUGAGUGGGAAGAUGAAUCGGAUGGCCGCCGCACACCCACGCGUGAUAACCCGUUUCCUCCGGGCUUCUCCCGCGAAAGCACUCCCGUUCAAGAAUCAAUGGUAGAUAUUAGCACUUUCGCGCGCUUGCUUGAUCCACGCGAUCAAGAAAGCAGGCAGGAGGCCCGCAUUCUGGCUGCUCACCUUGCUGCCGGGCAAGAAGGCCGAAUCCUGACCCGUCGUCGAUUCCAGCAACAGGUAGAUCAUGAAAGAGCCCAGGUACUUCUGUCUUCUCGAGUGUCUCAGAAUACGAGAUCCGAGAAACGAAAACCUACCAUAGAAGAGGAGAGUGAAAUCCUUGAGAAACUUAUACUCUCCCGACGCUCAAGCGCUUCUGUUCCUGCCGAUGAACAGUCGUGGGAAUCCGGCGCUUCGGGGCUGGGACCAAGCGGUCCACCGUGUGUUAUCUGCCAGACAAGUCCACGCUCAGUAAUUACGUGGCCAUGCCGCUGCCUCUGUGUGUGUGAAGAGUGUAGGGUGAGCCUUGCGAUGAAUAACUUCGGAAGUUGUGUGACUUGCCGCCAGGACGUCGGAGGAUUCGUGCGGUUAUGGGUACCAUAAACCUUCUUUUCCCUUUCUUUUCUCUUUCUUUUCUCUUUCUUUUCUCUUUCUU